AUGUUCGUGGUUCGUGGUAGCAGCGCCUUUGGGCUCUGCAGGCACUCUGCUGCUGCUGCUCGAUGGCCUGCACACCGGAGCUAUGCUACUCGUUCAUUUGAUCCGCUUCGGAUCCUCUUUUGCGGCUCCGACGACUUUAGUAUUGCCUCCUUGAAAGCUCUCUACGACUACCGUUUGAAAAAUCCCGACCAGAUCUCGUCCAUAGAUGUGGUCUGUCGGCCAGGAAAACGGGUCGGAAGGGGUUUGAAGAAAAUUCGCGAGAUGCCAAUCAAGGAAGCUGCAUCUGCACUAUCUCUCCCCGUUCAUGAAAUCGAUACAUUCAGAGGAUGGACUCCCCCCGAGACUCCGAAUGGUCCUAUCAACCUGAUUAUCGCUGUAUCCUUUGGGCUGUUCGUGCCUCCGCGCAUUUUGAAUGCUGCGAAGUAUGGAGGCUUGAACGUGCACCCCUCCCUGCUUCCAGACUUCCGUGGCCCAGCGCCAUUGCACCACACGCUUUUAGCAGGGAGAACCAAGACUGGCGUGACACUUCAGACAUUGCACCACAAGAGCUUCGACCAUGGAAAAAUUCUUGCUCAAUCUCCAGCUCCUGGCUUCGAUAUUCCCAACCCCGAGUCCUGUACUGUGCCCGAGUUGACCAGCUUGGUUUCAGUCAAAGGUGCCCAGCUACUGUUUGACGGCAUCCAGAAUGGCCUAUUUGUACCUCCAGUACAAGACGCAGGAUGGCUUUCUGAGAAAGACACCCAAAACCUCAUCCAUGCUGCCAAGAUCAUGCCUGAAGAUAGACACGUUGACUGGGCAAAUUGGGACCUAGUCAACUUCAACCGACGCAACCGAGUCCUUGGCAACCUAUGGAGCAAAGCACUCGUGGCAAGCAAACCGGGAGAUGGACCCAUCUCAUUUCAACAAAAGCGUGUCAUCCUUACAGAUGUCGAAGAAGUGGACCCUCCCAAGGGAUCCGAGGCUUUCGCAAUUCUUCCUGGAUUGCCAUUCACGAAUGCUCCUCACCCAGUGGAGCCAAAGAAGAACAGGGCGCUUUAUGUAUUCACCAAGGAUGGAAAGGCGCUUCGUAUCAACCACUUGAAGGUGGAGGGAGAACCGGUCGCCGAGGGACUACGCGCUGCAAUCAAGGCGCGCAUGUUUGGUGAUCGGUCUAUCCAGUCUGGCGGUGCCGAGUUUACUCCUUUCCGCAACCCUCUUAUAUGA
Penicillium subrubescens is the source of this 1203-nucleotide messenger RNA. RefSeq names its product methionyl-tRNA formyltransferase. Gene Ontology annotation, molecular function: methionyl-tRNA formyltransferase activity. The coding region runs from base 1 to 1203 and encodes 400 amino acids. NCBI's taxonomy places the organism in Eukaryota, Fungi, Ascomycota, Eurotiomycetes, Eurotiales, Aspergillaceae. Gene Ontology annotation, biological process: biosynthetic process; conversion of methionyl-tRNA to N-formyl-methionyl-tRNA. The transcript is spliced from 4 exons. Gene Ontology annotation, cellular component: mitochondrion. The record is from RefSeq and is a predicted model, not a curated record.